AUGGUUGGCGCUCGAAUCAGGAUCACAGACAACCCGCAAGCAGAAAAACCUCAAGAUAUCAUCAAGAAACGCCCCGCUUCAGCUAGCAAAGACGAGCCGCCAUCUUCCAAGUCAACUUUGCCUCGACCUACUCCGCCUGCACCGCUUCCGCCACCGAUGACGCUGUUGGGAGGCCUGCGCAGGGGUUACGUGCCUGUUAGGAGGCGGAAUCCCAGCGGCGGUCUCCAAUCGAGUGGUCAGAUUAGCCCGAGUGACGGCACCCGCCGCCGUCAACUGCGCGGUCGUGACAGGCAGGCUGAGGAGGAGGAUGGCGAGGCUGGCAUGACCGAAGCUGGCAUGACCGAAGCUGGAGUGACCGAAGCUGGAGUGACCGAGGCUGGGAAAUCCAAAACAAGCCCCGAGCUGUACUAUAACGGAGGGGCUGUUAUUGUGGAUCCGGUCGUCUACCUCAUCUACUACGGCACGUGGCCUGAGAAUUCCGGAGCUGCCGUUAUCGAGAAUUUCGUGCAGUCACUGGGAGGGAACGCGAGCAGGCAGGGGGGGCCGAGGGGUGAGAGCAGCGUGAGCGACUGGUGGGCGAUCACCACGCAUUACUUCAUGACACGGGCUGACCGCAAGCUGGCAUACGUCACUCCUAAGGUUCGGUUUGGCGGCUCGGUAGUGGACCGGGGCUCCAUCGGCCAUUCCUUCUCCGACACCGAGAUUGCCAGGAUCCUCCCCUGGUCGCUCUCCUUCCCCUUCCCCACCUCGCCCAACGUCCAGUUGUCAAUAGCAACGUGGGCAAGGACAACAGAUUGCCACGUGGGCAAGGACAACAGAUUGCCGUCCGAUCCAAGAGGGAUCGACAUCGUGAUCACAAGUGCUGGCGUUCCCUCCACUCCACGUGCCUCCAUCUCAACCCCUUCAGCCCGCCCUCCUCGAUGUCCUCUUCUUGCCCUUUCCCCGAAGAGAAUUUUUGUCCGACCCCUCACUUACGCCCUUCGAUCCCUUCCUCUUCUCUCCCCCCACCCUCCAGUUGUGGAUCGCAACGUGGGCAAGGCCAACCGGCUGCCGUCCGAUCCGAGCGGGAUCUACAUCGUGAUCACGAGUGCUGACGUGGACGUGUGGGAGUUCAGCCGCUGCAGCUACUGCGGGUGGCACGCACAGAUGAUGGACAUGCGCACCGGGAGCCCUGUGGCAUACGCAUUCGUGGGGCACCACUCGCUGUGCUGCCAGUACAGCAAGUAA
Messenger RNA from Closterium sp. NIES-65, 1227 nucleotides. The record is from the annotation of a GenBank genome assembly. Lineage: Eukaryota; Viridiplantae; Streptophyta; Zygnematophyceae; Desmidiales; Closteriaceae.